AUGGCUAUGGAAAAUGACUCCUCAGUGGCAGAGUUUUUCCUUACAGGAUUAACAAACAGACCUGAGCUGCAGCUGCCCCUGUUCUUCCUGUUCUUGUGUUGGUCCCACUGGAGCGUUCUCCUUUCUUGGCCGGGAAACAUGAGCUUAAUUGUUCUAAUUUUCCUGAAUUUGCACCUUCACACCCCCAUGUACUUUUUCCUCUUUAACUUGUCCUUCAUUGAUUUCUGUUAUUCAUUUGUCUGUACCCCUAAAAUGCUCCUAUGCUUUGUUUCAGAGAGGAACAUCAUCUCCUUUGCAGGAUGCAUGACUCAGUUAUUUUUCUUCUGCUUUUUUGUGAAUGCAGAGUACUAUGUGCUGACAGCCAUGGCCUAUGAUCUCUAUGUGGCCAUCUGUCAGCCUCUGCUGUACAGGGUGGUCAUGUCCCCUAGGGUCUGUUCUCUGCUGAUGUUGGGUUCUUACUUGAUGGGGUUUGCAGGUGCCAUGGCCCACACAGGGUGCAUGAUCAGGCUCAGCUUCUGUGACUCCAAUGUCAUCAAUCAUUACAUGUGUGACAUUCUUCCCCUCCUUCAACUGUCCUGCAGCAGCACCCACGUCAAUGAGCUUGUGAGCUCUGUUGUUGUGGGGACAGUUGUCAUUGUAUCCAGCCUCAUUAUCGUAAUCUCUUAUGCUUUGAUUCUUUACAAUAUCCUUCAUAUGUCCUCAGCUAAGGGUUGGUCCAAAGCCAUGAGCACCUGUGGUUAUCACAUAGUAACUGUUGGCCUGUUCUAUGGAUUUGGGCUGCUCACUCAUGUUAAAACAUCAUCUCCAGGAUCUGUGACCCAGGAGAAAUUCUUCUCCGUGUUUUGCAAUUUUGGGGUUCCCAUGCUUAAUCCCCUCAUUUAUAGCCUCAGGAACAAGGAUGUCAAACUUGCUCUGAAGAGAACUUUGAAGAGAAUCACAAAUUGA
Messenger RNA from Marmota flaviventris (yellow-bellied marmot), 945 nucleotides. RefSeq names its product olfactory receptor 8C8-like. Gene Ontology annotation, cellular component: membrane. The record is from RefSeq and is a predicted model, not a curated record. NCBI's taxonomy places the organism in Eukaryota, Metazoa, Chordata, Mammalia, Rodentia, Sciuridae. Gene Ontology annotation, biological process: G protein-coupled receptor signaling pathway. Gene Ontology annotation, molecular function: olfactory receptor activity; G protein-coupled receptor activity.